UCUCGAUCUUUUAACUAACCUGAUUCUAGCGUUUUUGAACCCUCUUGUAGUUUGUUUUCAUCCAAUAAGUGAGCGUCAUUUCUCCUUUGGACAGUCUUCUUUUGUUUUUGGAUUGUGCAUUUCUUUUCUUUUUUGCAGUUAUUGAUUUUUGGGUGUGUUUGAUGUCUGUUUAAGUCUUUGCAUGUGUUUAAACCCGGAGAUUUUGUUCGUUGUGUUCUGAGGGAAUUAGCGUAGAUCUAUUGAAUGAUAAUGAAAGUUGAUUACUUGAAAUACAGUGGCAGUUACUGCUUUGGAGAAAAUGUAUGAAAAGAAGAAAUGGGGAUGCGCUGUUUCUUAAAAUUGUCCAUCUGGUCACGAUUGGAACUGAGCCCAUUUUUAUUGAUCUUUUUAGAUGGCUAGUCUGUCCCCAUGGCCGAAUGUUUUUCAUUUUCUAAUUAUUAUAAACCUUUUCGUCUUUUAUCAUGUAGACUGUAGGCAGUCUUCCUUGCUUGAAUGUCAUUAGUAAGCUUUUUUUUUUUAAAAUGUUUUGUUGAUUUUUUGGGAAGAGACCAAGUUAUAUUUUCGUUUGGUGCUUGCUUAAAGAUACAAGUAGCUGUUUCCUUGAAAUGCUUUCUGGCUGGUGGUUGCAUCGUAAACAAAGAGUUGUGUGAACACUGAACAGAUGCCUCAAGAGCUCUGAGAUGGAAAGGGAAAACAAAAUGGACCGAAGGAGCAAAUAGUUAACUCAAUCUAAGGUGCAAUGUUCUGCUGAAUGUUAUGUAGUCAAACAAACGAUGACAAUGUCUUUGAAGACUGUAAUGGCUAUUAAAUCUUACCAAAGUCAAGCUGAUGCUUUGAUAAAGAAUUACUUGUUAGCAGAUCGAUAUAUUCCAUACACCUCUAUCCUCGGAGGCAUAUUUGCUUGUAAAUUGGUCUAUGAUCUUACUCAAUUAGUUAGCAGUUUUUACUUCAAGAGUUAUUUGGGUCUCACAAAAAUCCAACGAGUUGAGUGGAAUAACCGCGGCAUGUCCACUAUUCAUGCAAUCUAUAUCUCAAUUAUGUCAUUGUACUUCGUUUUCUGGUCAGAUCUCUUCUCUGACCAGCGUCACGCUGGCCUUGUUACCUUUCAAAGUUCAACGUUGUCUACUUUCAUAUUGGGGAUCUCAGUUGGAUACUUCUUGGCAGAUCUUGGAUUGAUUAUUUGGCUGUAUCCUUCUUUAGGUGGGAUGGAGUAUGUUGUCCACCACUCUCUCUCUGGAUUAGCAGUAGCAUAUUCUGUUUUUUCUGGAGAAGGGCAACUCUAUACAUACAUGGUUCUCAUUUCAGAGAUUACAACUCCAGAGAUUAAUAUGAGAUGGUAUCUUGAUACAGCUGGUAUGAAGAAGUCCUGUGCAUAUCUGAUUAAUGGGAUUGUAAUAUUUUUUGCAUGGCUGGUUGCUCGCAUAUUGCUCUUUGGUUACACAUUCUUUCAUGUUUUCCUGCACUAUGAUCAGGUAAUUCAGAUGCAUGUAAUUGGCUAUCUUUUGGUAUUUGGAGUGCCAACGGUGCUAGGCAUGAUGAACUUGAUGUGGUUCGGGAAGAUCAUUAAGGGAUUGAUGAAGACGAUAGCGACGAAGCGAUGAGAAACAUAUUCCUCGGUUUCAUAUUUCUUUAUCUUUACACUCUUGGUCCGUUUCUUAGCAUCUACAAAUGGGUUGAGGAUAUUAAGGAAUUUGAUGGUAUGUGGUAGUGUGUUGUAAAUGGUUCAAAAUAACUUGAAAACUUGUUGACAUUUAGUGUCUUUUUCCUCUUGUCAGAUUUGUGUACCAAUUCAUUUUUUCUGUAUAGUUGUUUUUUUUUUUUUAAAUUCUUUUGUAUUCAGUUACAUUUACGAUUUCGGAUCUCGUCUUUGUCAUAUCCCUUCAUCAUCUUAGAAAAACAUGUUGGAGAUGUUUCAAAUCUUCAGAAAUCAUACCCAUCGUUGAGAUGUUU
This is a messenger RNA of Momordica charantia (bitter melon), 1950 nucleotides long. The record is from RefSeq and is a predicted model, not a curated record. NCBI's taxonomy places the organism in Eukaryota, Viridiplantae, Streptophyta, Magnoliopsida, Cucurbitales, Cucurbitaceae.